AUGCCCGUCUUCCACAGCGACGCGUCGAAGGUCUCCUCAAAGGGCCUGGGCUUGAAGAAGGCCCACCCCGGCAGACAGAACAACUUCACCAUCAACGCCUCCCAGGCUGGGGGCAACAUCCUAUACGUGGGGGUGUACGGCCCCAAGGGCCCCUGCGAUGAAGUUUCCAUCAAGCACAUCGGCCACUACAACUACAACGUGAACUACGUGAUCAAGGAGAGAGGGGAACAUUGCCUCAUUGUCAAGUGGGGAGAGGAACACAUCCCCGGCAGCCCCUUCAAGGUUACCACCUAAUCCCCCAGCCGUGGGGAUGUUCUCUCAACCCUCUGCAAUUGGGGGAGGCUAACCUCGGAGCUUCAAUCCCCAUUUAGGAGAAGAAUCGCUGACCCUUAGAAAUUGUACCAAGAACUUUCGUUUUUAGGGUAAACUUUCGUUUUUAGGGUAAACUUUCGUUUUUAGGGUAACUUACUUCAUGUAGGGUAAUUAAUUUGAAGUCCAUCAUGUCUUGGUCCCUACAACUUCAGAAGGUAAAAUUGAAAAAAUGUUAUUCGUACGGAUCUUUAACAUCAACCGAUGUUACUAGGGUUGAUAACAUAUCCAAGUUUCGCUAUGGUUUUCCAAGAAAUGUUCGUGCGAGAUCCUUUUAGUCCUAACAGACUCCUAUAUUUAUAUCCUUCAUGUCUUCCUUUGUGCCGCAAGUUAGAUCGUAAGUAUAAUGCUAGCCUCUCUUGUGCAUCUGGCAACAUUGAUGUCUGUGCAUCUGGCAACAUUGAUGCUUGUGCAUCUGGCAACAUUGAUGCCCGUACAUCUGGCAAUAUUGAUGUCUGUGCAUCUGGCAACAUAUGCUUGUGCAUCUGGCAACAUUGAUGCUUGUGCAUCUGGCAACAUUGAUGUCUGUGCAUCUGGCAACAUUGAUGUCUGUACAUUUGGCAACAUCGAUGCUUGUGCAUCUGGCAACAUAUAUGCCCGUAGGCCCCGUACAUCUGGCAACAUUGAUGUCUGUGCAUCUGGCAAUAUUGAUGAUUGUGCAUCUGGCAACAUAUAUGCUUGUGCAUCUGGCAACAUUUGUGUACGUGUUGUUCCCUAGUAGAAUAUUCGUGCCCUGAAAUAAUACAAGUC
This is a messenger RNA of Hyalella azteca, 1119 nucleotides long. RefSeq names its product filamin-A-like. Lineage: Eukaryota; Metazoa; Arthropoda; Malacostraca; Amphipoda; Hyalellidae. The record is from RefSeq and is a predicted model, not a curated record. Gene Ontology annotation, biological process: actin cytoskeleton organization. Bases 1 to 294 code for a protein of 97 amino acids. The transcript has 4 exons. Gene Ontology annotation, molecular function: actin filament binding.